Cornus florida is the source of this 1539-nucleotide messenger RNA. RefSeq lists its product as uncharacterized. Bases 1 to 1539 code for a protein of 512 amino acids. Lineage: Eukaryota; Viridiplantae; Streptophyta; Magnoliopsida; Cornales; Cornaceae. The record is from RefSeq and is a predicted model, not a curated record. The transcript is spliced from 3 exons.
AUGUUGAUAGCUAGAGGGGAGUUCGCAGGUUAUAUUCAAGGCCCGGCGGUAGAGCAGAGCCGACCGACGGAGCAAGUGAAGAGGAAUCAGAAGCCGAACUCCCACAACUUGCAACCAGUUCGAGUAAUUAAUGCAAUUCAUGGCCGGCCUGAACGUGAAGAGUCAGAUGAACUACUUCGAGUACGGCUCCGCCAGGCGCAUAUGAAGAGGAGGAUAGGCAGUGUAAACACUCUGCACCAACAGAGCGCAUCAACACCGAUAAAGUUUGACAAAACAGAUCUGUUGCGUGUUCAGAUCCCUCACGAGGACCCGUUAGUCAUCAGUUUGACAGUGGCUGAAUGUUUGGUACGCAGAGUUCUGAUUGAUCUUGGAAGUAGUGCGAACGUCAUGUCGAAUGACACAUUUGAUCGGCUCGAGAUCAAGCCAGACCGGCUCAAGCCCACUGGGAAUCCUUUGCUAGGAUUUGAUGGAAAACGAGCGGAGCCCAUCGAUACGGUGGAGGUAGUAGUGCAUGCUGUAGAGAGGGUUCUGAUGGAGACCUUUGUGGUUGUCGAGAUUCUUCCUUCUUACAACCUUCUGAUGGGCAAAGGGUGGAUCCACAGAGUUCAAGGUGUUCCUUCUACUCUGCACCAAGUAAUGAGAUGCCUAGGGCCAGACGGAACCAAGGAGCCUCCCCCCAAGCAGAAUGGGGAGGAGGAGCCAGUGGACUUGACCGAAGAACCCCUAGUUGAUGUACAGAUCGAUCGGGUCCGACCAGAACGAACAACCAGAGUGGGGGUAAGACUUGCUGAGGAGGAGAAACAGGAGUUAGUUGAUUUCUUGUCUCAGAACGCCGAUGUAUUUGCAUUGAGCCACCUAGACAUGCCUAGAAUCAAUCAUUCCGUAUCCUGUCACUCCUUGAACAUUAAUCCCAAUGCAAGACCUGUAAAGCAGAAGCAGCGAAGGUUCGCUCCAGAGCGUACCCGGAUCAUAGCCGAGGAGGUUGAUAGGCUGCUUGAUGGGGGAUUUAUAAGAGAAGUGUACUAUCCUGACUGGUUGUCAAACAUUGUUGUUAUCCCCAUGGACUCUGCUGAUAAAGAGAAAACUUCUUUCGUUACCAAGCACGGGACCUAUUGCUACAAAGUUAUGUCGUUCGGACUGAAGAACGCCGAAGCAACUUACCAAAGGCUUAUUAGCAAAAUUUUCAAGGGUCAAAUAGGGAAGACCGUGGAAGCUUACAUUGAUGACAUAGUAGUAAAAAGCAAGAAGAAAGUUGACCAUCUGAAACAUCUACAAGACGUAUUUGAUGUGUUAAGACAAUAUGGAAUGAAACUCAAUCCAACCAAGUGCUCAUUCGGUGUGAGUUCUGGUCAAUUCCUGGGACAUGUAGUUAAUCAUAGAGGCAUAGAAGCUAGCCCUGCCCAAGCAGAAGCUCUGACUAAGAAGGUCGAGCCGACGACAAUCAAAGAAGUGCAAACACUUGCGAGACGAAUCGCUGCAUUGAGCCGGUUCAUUUCCAAAUUAUCAGAUCGCUACAAACCAUUUUUUGACACAAUAUGA